Molecule: messenger RNA, 3021 nt
Organism: Nycticebus coucang (slow loris)
Lineage: Eukaryota; Metazoa; Chordata; Mammalia; Primates; Lorisidae
Gene: P4HA1
Product: prolyl 4-hydroxylase subunit alpha 1
Exons: 15
Coding region: 763-2367 (534 amino acids)
Biological process (GO): peptidyl-proline hydroxylation to 4-hydroxy-L-proline
Cellular component (GO): endoplasmic reticulum
Molecular function (GO): protein binding; procollagen-proline 4-dioxygenase activity; iron ion binding
Source: RefSeq, a predicted model, not a curated record
GGUUGUUAACGCUCAGUGUUCUGCAGGACUGAGCCAGGAUUUGAAUCCAGGAAAUCUGAUUCAGUCUAUUAUCUAAUGAUAAAGUAUAAAAGUAAGAGAUAUAAUGAGAUUAGUAUAAAAUGACCGUAGAGGUGUGAGAAGGUUGGCAAAGCACAAAGCCUUUCGAGGGCCGAGACAACUGACCUAUGAAGUCUGAACGCACUGUAUUAUUUUCCACCCGUCCACGUUUUAUUUUCUACACGCUUAAGUUCUGCUUCUCAUUUUUAAGUCAUUUCAUUGCCAGCGGCUUGGUCCCUUAGGCCUGACACUGACCCUGAAAUUAAGGAGCGAAAAUAAAUCAGCGUUGGGGUGGGGCAAACCCACGUGGUAACCACGGUAACACGGGUAGGGCUAGAAUCCUGCGCAAGCGCGUUACAUCCCAGGUCCGCCAGCCCACCGCUGGGCUGCCAGCCUGAGUCCCUCCUCUCUGCCUCAGACUCCUAGGGCGGGCCCGGCAGGGGAGGGAGAGCGAGGCCGGGGCUGAGCGCCUGCGCAGUGGCUGGGGCGCUGGUGUGAUCGAGCUCACGUAGCGAGGGCCGCCGCCGCGGCCUAGAGGUUAUAAAAGGGCUAACUGGCUCCCUCUGCUGCCCAGUUGCGCCGCCAGCGGGCUGAGGGGAGGGAGAAGGUAGCCAGCCCGGGUGCAGGCUACAGGGGACCCAAGAGCGCGCCACCAUCCUGUCCCACUUUACAGAUUUGUGAACCUAUAAAGUUAAAUCUUCCAAGAUGAUCUGGUGUAUUUUAAUUGUAGGGAGUCUACUUCCCGACUCUUUGGCCCAUCCAGGCUUUUUUACUUCAAUUGGUCAGAUGACUGAUUUGAUCCAUACUGAGAAAGAUCUGGUGACUUCUCUGAAAGAUUAUAUUAAGGCAGAAGAAGACAAAUUAGAACAAAUAAAAAAAUGGGCAGAGAAGUUAGAUCGGUUAACCAGCACGGCAACAAAAGAUCCGGAAGGAUUUGUUGGACAUCCUGUAAAUGCAUUCAAGUUAAUGAAACGUCUAAACACUGAGUGGAGUGAGUUGGAGAAUUUGGUACUUAAGGAUAUGUCAGAUGGCUUUAUCUCUAAUCUAACCAUUCAGAGACAGUACUUCCCUAAUGAUGAAGAUCAAGUUGGGGCAGCCAAAGCUCUGUUGCGUCUCCAGGACACCUACAAUUUAGAUACAGAGACCAUCUCAAAGGGUAAUCUUCCGGGAGUAAAACACAAAUCUUUUCUAACAGCUGAGGACUGCUUUGAGUUGGGCAAAGUAGCUUAUACAGAAGCAGAUUAUUACCAUACAGAACUGUGGAUGGAACAAGCACUAAGGCAACUGAACGAAGGCGAGGUUUCUACUAUAGAUAAAGUCUCUGUUCUGGACUAUUUGAGCUAUGCAGUAUACCAGCAGGGAGACCUGGAUAAGGCACUUUUGCUCACAAAGAAGCUUCUUGAACUAGAUCCUGAACAUCAGAGAGCUAAUGGUAACUUAAAAUAUUUUGAGUAUAUAAUGGCUAAAGAAAAAGAUGUCAAUAAGUCUUCUUCAGAUGACCGAUCUGAUCAGAAAACCACACCAAAGAAAAAGGGGGUUGCUGUGGAUUACCUGCCAGAGAGACAGAAGUACGAAAUGCUGUGCCGUGGGGAGGGUAUCAAAAUGACUCCUCGGAGACAAAAAAAACUCUUCUGCCGCUACCAUGAUGGAAAUCGGAAUCCUAAAUUUAUUCUGGCUCCAGCCAAACAGGAGGAUGAGUGGGACAAGCCUCGUAUUAUUCGCUUCCAUGAUAUUAUUUCUGAUGCAGAAAUUGAAAUUGUCAAGGACCUAGCAAAACCAAGGCUGAGGCGAGCCACCAUUUCAAACCCAAUAACAGGAGACUUGGAGACGGUACAUUACAGAAUUAGUAAAAGUGCCUGGCUCUCUGGCUAUGAAAAUCCUGUGGUGUCUCGAAUUAAUAUGAGAAUACAAGAUCUAACAGGACUAGAUGUUUCCACAGCAGAGGAAUUACAGGUAGCAAAUUAUGGGGUUGGAGGACAGUAUGAACCCCAUUUUGACUUUGCACGGAAAGAUGAGCCAGAUGCUUUCAAAGAGUUGGGCACCGGAAAUAGAAUUGCUACAUGGCUGUUUUAUAUGAGUGAUGUAUCUGCAGGAGGAGCCACUGUUUUUCCUGAAGUAGGGGCUAGUGUUUGGCCCAAAAAAGGAACUGCUGUUUUCUGGUAUAAUCUGUUUGCCAGUGGAGAAGGAGAUUACAGUACACGGCAUGCAGCCUGUCCAGUGCUAGUUGGAAACAAAUGGGUGUCCAAUAAAUGGCUCCAUGAACGUGGACAAGAAUUUCGAAGACCAUGCACCUUGUCAGAAUUGGAAUGACAAACAGGCUUCCCUCCCUCUUCUGUUGACGUGCUCUAAUGUGUCUGAUACACACAUUUCCUAGUCUUAACUUCCAAGAGUUUACAAUUGACUAACACUCCAUGAUUGAUUCAGUCAUGAACCUCAUCCCAUAUUUCAUCUGUGAACAAUCACUUUGUGGGUUUUUUCCUGUUAAAAGUAACACUAAAUCACCACACAUUAUACUAUAUAUAAAACAUUAAAGUUCAAUUAGUAUCACAGAAACAGGGCAGAGUUUAAAAUGAGGAAUUUUUAAUUUUGUGCUAUAUUUUAAAGAACUUUUUGGUUGGAUAAAAAAUAGAAUUUCACUACAUCUCAGUUGGAUGGUAGGCUAGAAUCGGCCAUGUGAUAGGAAACACCUACCUUACAGUAUAUAUCUGGGUGUUAUGUUUACCUAGCCUUACUGUUUAUUUUCUGGAUCUGCCUAAUAAUCUAGGACUCUAAUAUGGGUUCUCUACAGUGUUUUCUCUUCCAUACAGUAUUCUAACUUGAUUUUUUUUUUCUUCCAUCCCUUUCUAGUCUAUCAUAGCUCCUCUGUGGUGAAUUUAACCUGUUUGAGUUAAAGUACUUUGAUUUAAAAAAAAAAAAAGUUUUUACGAAGUCCUAUAUAACAAUACUGGGCCUUCUUAACCAAAA